Molecule: messenger RNA, 1035 nt
Organism: Pistacia vera
Lineage: Eukaryota; Viridiplantae; Streptophyta; Magnoliopsida; Sapindales; Anacardiaceae
Product: polygalacturonase At1g48100-like
Exons: 4
Coding region: 1-1035 (344 amino acids)
Biological process (GO): carbohydrate metabolic process
Molecular function (GO): polygalacturonase activity
Source: RefSeq, a predicted model, not a curated record
AUGGCGUACUUCCGGGUGUCAGUGCUUAUAUUCUGCAUUUGCUUCUUCCUAUCCGUCCAAGCUAGAAGGUAUAACCAUGUAAAGCACAAGCAUAAACAUCAUCACCACAAAAUCGAUGAAAUUCAGGAACCACCUUCUCCUUCUCCUUCUCCUUCUCCUUCUAAACCUCAGCCUAAUGAUCCAUCUAAUGACGGGAAUGCCUAUAAUUUUACUGUUUCUCCUUCUCCCCCACCAGAAGAAGAUGCUAAUGAUCCUCAUUCUCCUUCUCCUUCACCUGAGACUACUACCCCACCUUACUAUGGGAAUGCCCAUAAUUCUACUGCUGCUCCUCCUCCUUCUCCUUUACCUAACAUUUCUAGGCCACCUAAUUAUGGGAGUGCCUAUAAUCCUACUCGAGCUCCAUCUCCUUCACCAGCACCCGCUAGCUCACCAAAUGAUGAUUCCAAAACUGGCGUUUUUGAUGUACGUCAAUUUGGUGCGAUUGGUGAUGGCAUAACAGAUGACACUGUAGCAUUCAAGAUGGCAUGGGACACUGCCUGCCAAAAUGGUUCCGCCGUCAUCCUUGUUCCGUAUGGUUUCACCUUCAUGAUUCAAUCUACCAUUUUCACAGGUCCUUGUCAAGGUCGCUUAGUGUUUCAGGUUGAUGGUACUCUUUCGCCUCCUGAUGGACCAGACUCCUGGCUACAAAAAAACAGCAAGCGCCAGUGGCUGGUCUUCUACAGAAUCAAUGCAAUGUCACUACAAGGAGGUGGUGUUAUUGAUGGCAGAGGACAGAAAUGGUGGGAUCUGCCUUGCAAACCCCACAAGGGAGUAAAUGGAACGACAACGCCUGGAUCAUGUGAUAGCCCCACUGCCAUAAGGUUCUUCAUGAGCUCUAACUUGACUGUUCAAGGACUAAGAAUCAAGGAUAGCCCUCAGUUCAACUUCAGAUUCGACAACUGCAAGAAUGUCCAUGUAGAAUCCAUUCACAUAACAGCUCCUGCCCUGAGUCCCAACACUGAUGGGAUCCACAUAGAGAACACUAAUGCCGUUUAA